This is a messenger RNA of Cucurbita pepo subsp. pepo (vegetable marrow), 1803 nucleotides long. Its product is annotated as RNA-binding (RRM/RBD/RNP motifs) family protein. Gene Ontology annotation, molecular function: nucleic acid binding. NCBI's taxonomy places the organism in Eukaryota, Viridiplantae, Streptophyta, Magnoliopsida, Cucurbitales, Cucurbitaceae. The record is from RefSeq and is a predicted model, not a curated record.
CUGCCUUGCAAAACGGCCUCUAUCUUCUUCUUCAGUGGAAUAAUCGUUUAUCAGAGCAGAGAUGCUCGAUUCGCCGCCCCUUCACUGCCGUUUCAUCACGACUUGGCCGUCAGUGCCACACAGUCGCCCUAACAACUCCCUUCUUCUCCCAACGCCUUACACCGCUCUCUACAAUCUCCAACCUUGUAAUUCCAAUUCCACAAAAUUCCGGUCACUCCAUUUCAGUUUAUCUCUUGUUCAUGGCCCAAGACCAAUGUGUUUUCCUGUUUCCGCACUGAAAAAGCGUGGAAAAGGCGGCGUUUCCCUAACUGACCAGAGUGAUUCCGACAAUGAAUUCGACGGGGACGAGGACUUGGACGGAGAUGAGAUGCUUUUGCCGUUAGCGAACAUGAGAGAGUGGCUUGCGGCGAGGCCUCGUGGAUUCGGAGAGGGGAAGGAGUAUGACACUUCGAUUGAAGAGAAAUUGCUACAAGAAAUCGAGCAGAGUAGGAAAGCUCAGGCUGCAAAUAUCAAUAAGCUCAAGAGUCAGCCUCCUUCCAACCCCAACUCUGGUAGAAAUGUCGCAGAUAAAGAAGCUCCAGAAAUUGCUAAUACUGGAGUUCGUGUACGCGUUAUCAACCUUCCUAAAAAAAGGAACAUUCACAGGGAUCUGAUGUUGGCUUUCAAAGGGUUCCCUGGAAUAGUCAAUAUAACUCCUGCAGUCAUUGGAAACAAAAAGACUAGGGAUCCAAUCUGCAAGGGUUUUGCAUUUGUUGAUUGCAAGUCUGAAGGAGACGCCAUCAGUUUCUUGCAAUCAUUUUCUGGACAAUAUCUUACGUUUGGAAGGGUUCAGAAGCAAAUAAAAUGUGAAAUAAUGAAUCAACAAACUUCCAAUUCGGCUCGUGAAAUUUCGGUGGUUAGUACCAAUCGUUCUCGACUAAGUAUUCUUGAAGAGGAAGCAGGGCAGGUUGCUGAUAUGGACAUGGAUUUAGCCGGUGAAGUCGAAAGAACAAGGGUGGAGGAUAUUGAAGACAAUUUAGCAUAUGUUAGUGAAUUACACUCGGAUGAUGAGGACGAUAAUGGUGUCGAAUCAAGAACAGAGUCCAAAAUUCUGCCACCAUCGGAAAAGGAACUAGAUAAAAUCCACGAACUAGAAGAAAUUCCUCCUCAAGGAAGAGAGGAAGUUCAUAGAGAAGCUCCACCUAUCAAUAUGAAAACUAAGGUUUCAAAGAAGAAGCAACCUAAGGAAAAAGGAGAGAAGAAAUCAUCGCUAGUUAUUCCAGGAUCUGCGAAAAGGCUAAGGAUAAAGGAGAAGGCUGUCUUAACUGACGUGUACUCAAGAUAUGGAAAAAAAUCAGCCGUGGCUUCAAAAGAAGGGAACUAAUUGGAGUGGAUACUCUCUGAAAUUAAUAACUUUGGUUAUGCUGCAGCAAAUAGGCUGAUAAAAGACGCAACAACAGCGAUGUCUCUUGCCUCCAUCGAGUGUAUUGUUAUGUCAUGUAAAAUUCCUGACAAGCAUGAGAUUUAUCAUGUUGAAGUAGUUGGAAUCACAUAUCUUUCAGGAAAGGUUUUGUUUAGAAAGAAAUUUGGAGUUUAUGACAGUUGAGAGUUUUUGAAGUUCGUUGGUUGAGUUGUGUCGGGUGAAUUUGGUCUGUAAAAUUGUGCGAUCCUCAAACGGAAUGCCAAUCCAUCUAAUAUUUAUAUUCGAUUGGUUUGAGUUCGUUGCAUCGUUGACGAAGGCAAUAACUAUAUGUAGCAGUUGCUUGCCUGCAGAAUCAUUAUAACUGUAAAUCAAUGAGCAACUUGUUUCUGCCUUCUAUUAAA